GGGUCGCCAGUACUUUACUCCCCCGCACCUCGUGGUGAUUGUGAAAAUUGUUGUGUCAUGAGAGAAGCGAAGGACAUCAAAUUUUUUCUUUUCACUCGUGACAACCCAAAAACAGGAAAACAAAUUUAUAUGUCAGAUGAAAAACGACUGAAAAGUUUAAACAAAACUCUCCCGCUGAUAUUAUAUAUUCACGGAUUUUCAGAGAGCGCACCAGGAACUCCAAAAAGCAGUAGCUAUGAAAUACGAGAUGCUUUAUUAGAUUCUGGUGAAUAUUCGGUGAUCCUCGUAGAUUGGAGUCCAAUAGCUGCAUUGCCAUGGUAUUCGAAUACCGUUGAAAACACUCCACGAGUUGGUCGAUAUGUCGCAAGAUUCUUAAAGUUCUUAAUAAAAUAUGGAAUUCCUUCGGAAAACAUCCAUGUCAUAGGAUUUAGUUUAGGGGCGGAAGUUGCAGGUUUUGCUGGAAAAACUUUAAAAGAGAGGGGAAUACUUUUACCUCGAAUAACAGGAUUAGAUCCAGCAAUGCCACUGUUUACGGGUGGUGAUACGAACACACAUUUAUCAGCAGGCGAUGCCAAAUUUGUGGACGUCAUCCACACAGACGGUGGAUUUUUUGGCAUUCCUUAUCCAAUUGGGCAUGUUGAUUUCUUUCCUAACAAUGGAGUCGCCCUUCAACCGGGCUGUGUUCAAGAAGAGCUUUCGAAAAAUAAUUUACUCGGCAUAGUUGUUGGCUGUAGUCACGUUCGUGCGUGGCAAUAUUUUGUUGAAUCUAUUAGACGCCCUAUGGCUUUUCUCAGCGAUAGAUGUGAACAGACAAACAAUGAAUCCAAAGAAUGUUUACAAUCGAUUGAAGCUUAUAUGGGAUUUAAAGCCGAUCGACGUCUUCGAGGAAAGUUCUACUUGACGACAAAUGCAGUUGCGCCAUUCGGAAGAAAUUUUCCUAUUUAAACUAAUGUUUUUGACUGCUGCGUCUAUAAUGCAUUGCUUCAUUAUGAUUUUUUACAGUAUGUGAAUAUCUUCAACCCACCCUUUUAUAUAAAUCUUGAUUAAAGAGACCCAAAAGUAUUAAACAAAUUUAUUUAACUGUUCUGGAUUUUUGCCAAUCAUUUUCAAAAUAUAAAUCAUUGCUAUGUUAUGCAAUCAUAUUUCUAACUCAGGUUUUGCAAGAACGAGCUUUCAAAAGGAUAUAAUUUAAGUGAACAUAAAGACAAA
Molecule: messenger RNA, 1209 nt
Organism: Clunio marinus
Lineage: Eukaryota; Metazoa; Arthropoda; Insecta; Diptera; Chironomidae
Source: the annotation of a GenBank genome assembly